UUUACUUGUCAUUUUACUGAACAGAUGUAGUCCUCUAAGGGCACUUAGUAAUACUUUUGAGUAUUGUGGGAUAUUACUGAUAUAAAUUUCUGGGUUGAUUUAGUAAUAGGAUUGUAAUGUAAAACUAAAGAAAAUGAAUGCCAUAUGAUAGAGUAAAUACUUUAAAGUGCAUCACCAAUAUUUGUGUCAAUUUUAAACUGAGAAUAGCCAGACAUAAUGGAGGCAGACUUGGUGGAUGUCAAACAGUUGUUUUCAAACAUGAUGAAGAGAGUACAACCAUGGAUUCUCUCUCAUUUCAUCAUGUGGUUAGACCUUAAAAUAGCAGAAUACAAAGUGUUAGGCUAUAUGGUUCUUGAUAAGAGAUCAAUUUAUGAUAAAAAUCCUGCAACAUUGUACAAUCAAACAAGUAGAACCAAUACUUCAUCUCCAGCUUCAGCUUCUUCAAGUGAACAUAUGUAUAUCAUACCAACACAGGAGAAAUGUAUCAAACAGAACGGAUCAUCAACUAAUGAUGAUACUGAACAUUUUAUAGACCCUUCGAAUAAACAAGAGAGUCUCAAUACACCUGGGGUUUUUGUAUCUGAAAGAACAAACAUUGCAUUGAAAUGUGUUAAGCUAAAAAGUCAGAAUGUAGAGAUUGAUAGACAAUUAUCAGUUUCUGGACGUCAAGAGAGCUGUCAAAAUAAAUCAAAUGAAAAAGGAAUUCAGAACCAAAGAAAACAGCGAAAGCCAGGCAAUUUCUUACACAGUAUUGUCAAUAAUUUAAAGCAGAGCUGCAUUAAGAAUCCACUUGUGGGAUACUCAGGACCAAAUGUAUGCCAAAUAAAGAACAUGGAGAAUGAAUUACCUGAGAGAGAAAUUCAACCUGACUUUGCCCAUACUAGAUAUCAUUUAGAUAAAACAAAAGAUGUAGGUAUUUCCAAAGAAAAAAGUGAAAACAAUGGUAUCAUCGUUCAGAACAGCCAAGAGAUAACAAGCCUACCAAAAAUAAAACAGAAAUUACAAACUGAAGAUUUACAAGAUGAUAUGAUUAUACCAGCUGGGACAAGAACUAAAACCGAAAUUUCUGCUUCUCAAGAAUCAGCUGUAUUUGAUGAGGAUAAUACACCUUUAUAUAAGAGCCAACAGUUUAGUUCAUUAAUUUCCCUUUCAAGGUCACGAGGAAGAAGACGAAGGUCAUCAAAUGAUGAAAUUACUUAUCCCUUGAUUUCUACCAAAGAUAAUGACAUUUCACAAACUUAUGACGAAGAACCAAAAUCUCAAAGCCUUGCUGAUUUUUAUUUUUCUCAAAACCAACUAGAUGAACAAUUUGCUGUAAGAAGAGCUAAACAAAAUGUCUGCAGAGUGACAGCAAAAAAUAAUGACGAGAAAGACGACCUAAUGAGGAAUAAUCUAUCGGAGCAAAAUCAUCAGGAUAUAACAGUAAAACAGGAAGUUGUGCCAUCAUUCAGAAAUGAAAAUAAAAGUCCAAGAAAUCAUGAAAUUAUAGGAGAGAAAUUGUCAAGACAAGAUGAAAGUUUAAUUCCUCGUCAGAUUUUUGAUAGACAUAAUCAUAGCAGUAUGUCUACAUCUGAUGAUGGAGUUAUUGCUCAUCAAAAUAGGGAAGCAUUUGUUGUUAAGUCAGAGCCAAACAAUGAUGACGAAUAUUGUUGUCCUUCUACAACAGGAAAUUAUGACAAUCACAGUUUCAGUUCAGAAGGGGACACUUCCAGUAACCAUGAUAUUUCAACACAUUAUGAAUACAAUGGAGAUGAUACCACAGAAGAUUCUUACAUGCUAAGUAAUUCUGAGAUAUAUGGAGAGGAUAAUAUUGAUUUGCUACAGGGGAUUGCAGGAAUGGACCAACAUGAAAGUAAGAUAAUGAGGCCAAGAAGUAACAAGAAAAGACAGUUACACUGUUUGUCAAAUCAAGUCCCUAGAGACCCUUCAUCAGGAAAAUUUGUUUGUGAACUCUGUGGUGGAACAUUUACAAACAGAUCAUCCUACUUCAGACACAAGAGAAUCCAUGGAGAAAAAAAAUUCCGUUGUUUUCUGUGUGAUAAAGCCUUUCAUAGGAAAGAACACCUUCAAUCACAUAUUCAUAGACAUACUAAAUCUUUCCCAUUAAAGUGCUGCAAGUGUAGUUUCGAAUCCCACAGUCUGGAUGAAGCAACAGCUCACUUUCAAGUUAGCCACAGUCACCAUGUAAAAGAUUCAAAAUCCUGAAUUUGUAAUAAAACUUACAAAAUCUUGUAAAAGUAUACUUUCAGUCUAUAUUUUAGACUGCAUUUUGUCCUCUAGAUAUAUUUUAUUUGACUAGAUAGUACCCGUGCAAUAUAUGGUAUAUAGUAUAUUUUUACAGCUAUUUUGUGUUGAUAUAUAAGAUAAUUCCUCUUAUAUUAGUGCUAUUUCAUUUACUCUAUUUCUGCAAGUUAUUAAUAGAAUUGUAUGCAGAAAAAAAAAUUAACUUAAAUUACUAUACAGAUUUCCUGCCAAAUUAUAUUUACACUUGUCUCAAGUGUUUCCAUCAGGUUGUUUAAAUGUUUGUAUUAUUCAUGUAUUUUACGAGUCACUGUUUAGGUUUUCUGUGGAUAUUGUUUUCUUUAAACACAUGUUAUAUUAACAUGGAAUAUGGAUCCUUGAAAUACUCAUUUGCAUAAUUCAAUGUGGAGGCAAUCCCCAAGUUAGAUCACCAUUUAAAAAAAGAAAUAACAUUUGACUUGCCACAAAUAUUAGAAUAAUCUACUAUUUAUAGAAUUCUGCAUUCAAAACUACAUACCAAAUACUAAAAAUUAAAAAAUGUGCAUUCAUGAAGUUUGCAAAUGUGUCCACAACAUUACUUCAGUUUGAGCAAGGCCUUUUCCUUAAAAUUCAUUUCUUUAAAAUUAAGAUAGAUUGUAGUGUAAGACCCUGUUCACACUAGGACAUUUUUAUCGAUUUAAACUAGACCGGUUCUCUUUAGAUCGGUUUAAGGGCUAAUAUGAACGCAUUGAAUCGAUCUUCAAUCGGUCUAAACUAAAACACCAAAAGAGGUAGUUUAGUUUCAAUCGAUCUAAAGUAAACCGAUCUUACUUUAGAUGUGAACGCAUAGAUCAGUUUAAACUAGUACGAUUGAAUCGAAAAUAAUGUAUGCGCAUGUGUCUAUAGCGGCAAAACUAUCUCAGAGGUUCGUUGUUUAACCCAUAUUUCUCUGUUAAAAGACCUUUAAAACAAACUGAAAACAUGUUGUCUUCGUCGUAGCAUAUAUUUGCAAAAUCUGUGUCUUCUUUUCUUCUGUUGAUUUUUUUUCUUUGUAGGAACCGCAGUAUUUCUGUCUUCGUGUUGUAACUUCGUUGCUACAGUUUUUUUUCAAUAUUAAACGGAAAACUGUAAUAACACCAGUAUCAAAGUUUUAACUUGUGAUUCAAGAGAAACAAUAACUUUAUCCAAUUUUUUUCCCAAGUUUGUGUAUCAGUGUAUCAACACAUGAAUUUGAUAAAUCAUUUCUAUUUAUACACAGUUUACAUACAGUUUUACGGGCAAAAAGGUUAGAUCGAUUGCGUUUUUAAUUGUAGUGUGAACGCAGUGGUUCAGAUUAGACCAAUAGAGAUCGUUAUGAUUAAAGAUAAUGUGAACGCUAACUGCUUUUAUUUAGAUCGAUUCAGAGUAGAUCGAUAAAAAAAAUGCUUGUGUGAACGGGGUCUUAGGUUGCUACCCUCAUGUUAUUUAAUAUUUGGAAAUAUUUGUUAUUCAUCAAAACAAUUAAUACUUAUUAAGAAAAGAAAAGUACUCUAUACCAAAAAUGAAACCUAUGCUUAAAAGUGACAUCUGUUGUUUUUUGUUGAGCCUUCGACUUUAGUCGAAAAAGCGAGACUAAGCGAUCCUACUUUCCGUCAGCGUCGGCGUUGUCGUCGGCGGCGUCCACAAAUAUUCACUCUGUGGUUAAAGUUUUUGAAAUUUUAAUAACUUUCUUAAACUGUACUGGAUUUCUACCAAACUUGGACAGAAGCUUGUUUAUGAUUAUAAGAUAGUAUCCAGAAGUAAAUUUUGUGAAAAUAAAAUUCCAUUUUUUCCGUAUUUUACUUAUAAAUGGACUUAGUUUUUUCUGCGGGGAAACAUUAUAUUCAGUCUGUGGUUUAAGUUUUUAAAAUUUUAAUAACUUUCUCAAACUAUCCUGGGUUUGUACCAAACUUAGGCAGAAGCUUAUUUAUGAUCAUAAGAUAGUAUCCAGAAGUAAAUUUUGUAAAAAAAUAAAUCCAUUUUUUCUGUAUUUUAUUUUUAAAUGGACUUAGUUUUUCUGCGGGGAAACAUUACAUUCACUCUGUGGUUAAAGUUUUUAAAAUUUUAAUAACUCUCUUAAACUAUCCUGGGUUUGUACCAAACUUGGACAGAAGCUUAUUUAUGACCAUAAGAUAGUAUCCAGAAGUAAAUAUUGUAAAAAGAUAACUCCAUUUUUUCUGUAUUUUACUUUUAAAUGGACUUAGUUUUUCUUCCAGUUAACAUUACAUACAGUCUGCAGUUAAAAGUUUCCAAAACAUUUAGUAGAUUCAUUAACUAUCCUAGAUUUUUACCAAACAGGGACAGAAGCUUCUUACAAUCAAAAGAUAGUAUCAAGAGGAAUAUUUUUAUUGAUUUUUUUCCUCAAAUUUGUUGAGCCUGCGAUUUACAGCAAAAGUAGGCGAGACACUGGGUUCCGCGGAACCCUUACAAAUUUUUUAAUAUGCAACCAUGUCGAGUUGGAAUGGGAAUACUACAUCAAUCUGUUGUAGGAAUAAAGCAAUGUUAUGUUACAUAAACAACUAAAGUCAAUAGAGGACCUGUUGCAAGAAACUCUGCCCUUACUAUGCUAUUUACCCAAUUGCAGUUGAAAUUCCUGUUUUCAUUCUGGUCAACACACUGAACCUCUCUGUAAGAUUAUUGUUAAAUUGUUCUUUUUUUUUUAUAUCUGCAUGCAAUACUUAUCACUUUAUGUUAGGAAAUCAACAAUCAAUAAAUGAAUCAAAGUUAUCAAACCUGAAUAAAAUUUGACCAAUUGCAUUUGUAGUUUCUGAAAACUUUAUUGUAAAGCCAGUGUUGUGCCAUUUACAUGUAUAUUCAUUAAAUAUCUGCUUCCUGGUCUUAGAAACAUGCUAGGACAUAGAC
Messenger RNA from Mytilus trossulus (common blue mussel), 5100 nucleotides. Its product is annotated as early growth response factor homolog 1-like. Lineage: Eukaryota; Metazoa; Mollusca; Bivalvia; Mytilida; Mytilidae. Bases 217 to 2205 code for a protein of 662 amino acids. The record is from RefSeq and is a predicted model, not a curated record. Gene Ontology annotation, cellular component: nucleus. Gene Ontology annotation, biological process: regulation of gene expression. The transcript is spliced from 4 exons.